AUGCCCCCUUCGGAUCCUCUGAGACACACCUUCGCUGUGCUUCCUUUGAUGAAAUCCGAAGUUCAUCCUAGUCCGUCAGGUCUGGCAUCAGAGCCAAGCAGCCCUGCCUAUGCAGCGGUUUACCGGCAUACUUUUGGCAAACACAAACACAAGACGCUGCAAGAGAUCGAGGCAUGUGAUCUGCCCUACAUAGAAUGGUUGCGAGGUAGCUAUAUGGCAAAGAACUCUAGGGAUUUGCAGAAAGCUCUGCAAGCAUAUGACGCGGCUAAAUUUCCACGAUCCCCAGCGAGUCUGCCCCAUAUGACCGAGUCACAAGCCUCUCCUGCCUCCCAGAAGAGCGCAGCUGGAAACAAGCGGAAAAUGCAACCCCAGAGCGACGAACAGCCUCGCAAGAAAUAUGUUCUUGAUUUUGGGUUGAACCGUGGCAGAGCCUUGUCCGAUGUUCCCGACGAAUAUGUUGAGAAUCUCCGAGAGCGUAUUCGAAGCGGGACCUUCACGCCAAAGCCGGCACUCGUCGCUGCCUUGAAGGACCAUAAACCAUCCAAGGCCGCCUUCAAGCCUACUUGGACGCCACCCGAGCUUUCCCAGGCCUCGCCGGUAUUCCAAGACGACACAUUUGGCGACUUGUGGAUAGGAUACGUGGAUGCUCAGAGGUUCUUCGGGCUGAAUUCGGAUCACUUCGUUUUGUUGCCGUACGCGGAUCCUCCAAGGUUCUUCGGGCUGAAAUCGGAUCACUUCGCUGUAUUGCCGAGGGCAGAGGCAAGCAAAAGCUCGAACUUUAAGGGCAAAUACUGGCUGUAUCACGUCUAUGAUAUCUUCAUGUGGCAUGUUUCGAAGGAUGCCGCUGACAAAGCACUCAAAGCCUUUCUCGCGUGUUACCAAGAUCGAGUAGAGGAUGUCUGGGCCAGCAUGGGGCUUGGUGCGGGGCUUUGUUAA
This is a messenger RNA of Drepanopeziza brunnea f. sp. 'multigermtubi' MB_m1, 936 nucleotides long. RefSeq lists its product as uncharacterized. The record is from RefSeq and is a predicted model, not a curated record. NCBI's taxonomy places the organism in Eukaryota, Fungi, Ascomycota, Leotiomycetes, Helotiales, Drepanopezizaceae.